Molecule: messenger RNA, 2095 nt
Organism: Saccostrea echinata
Lineage: Eukaryota; Metazoa; Mollusca; Bivalvia; Ostreida; Ostreidae
Product: alpha-amylase-like
Exons: 8
Biological process (GO): carbohydrate metabolic process
Molecular function (GO): cation binding; alpha-amylase activity
Source: RefSeq, a predicted model, not a curated record
AUGAAUAAAGAAAUAUCAAGAAAUUAUCUGCCCUCCAUGGAAGUGUUUGGGGACUAUCGAGAUCCACAUUGUGGCGGGAAGCAGGUGAUUGUCCACUUGUUUUAAUGGAAGUGGACAGACAUAGCAGAUGAAUGUGAGCGAUUCCUAGGAAAGAAGCAGUUCUGUGGAGUUCAGGUUUCACCUCCAAAUGAGCAUAUUGUGGUCACACACCCUAUGCGUCCGUGGUGGGAGAGAUAUCAACCUGUCAGUUAUAAACUUCACAGCCGGGGAGGGACAGAGGCCGAAUUCAAAGACAUGGUUCUCAGGUGUAAAAAUGUCGGAGUCAGGAUAUAUGUGGACGCCGUUAUCAAUCACAUGGCUGGACUGGGUCGAAUAGGGAUAGGGACAGCUGGAAGUCAUUUCAAUUCCAGCAAUUAUGAUUUUCCUGGUGUUCCAUACAACCGACAACAUUUCAACACACGAGAUAAGUGUCCGUCCGGAAACGGGGGAGUCGACAAUUAUAGUGACCCUAAGAACGUCCGGAACUGUUUCCUGGUAGGGCUCACUGACUUAGAUCAGAGCCAGGAAUACGUCAGAGAUAAAAUAGCUGAGUACUUCAACCACUGUAUCGACAUAGGCGUAGCGGGAUUCAGAGUUGACGCAUCCAAACACAUGUGGACAGAAGAUAUCAAGGCCAUUCAAGACAGGGUCAAGGACCUUCCAGAAGGAGGAAGGCCGUUCUUUUACCAUGAGGUCAUCGACCAGAACGACGGAGCUGUGAGAGUAAAUGAGUAUUACGAGUUAGGAUAUGUCACAGAGUUCCGUUAUUGUCAAAAAAUUGCAUAUGGAAUUCACGAUUUUGGACAAUUAAAUGAUAUGUAUGUUCCGUCUUGGGGAAUGUCGGACCCGAGUCAUGCCUUCGUGUUUGUCGAUAACCAUGACAACCAAAGAGGACACGGAGGUGGUGGUAAUCUAAUCACACACAAAACACCACGUGACUACAAAAUGGCCGUAGCAUUUACACUAGCCUACAAUUAUGGAUUUACGAGAGUCAUGAGCAGCUAUUUCUUUGAUAACUCAGACCAAGGACCCCCAGACAACGCUGACUUUUCAGCGAAAGACGUUACUAUUAAUGCUGACGGUUCAUGUGGUAAUGGAUGGGUAUGUGAACACAGGUGGAACCCAGUAGCCAACAUGGCGGCCUUCAGAAACGCCGUGGUCGAAACUGAGAUAAAGCACUGGAGAAAUCAAAAUGAUGAAAUCUCUUUUGCUCGAGGACAGAAAGGUUUCUUUGCUAUGGCCAAACAAGGUCACAUGGACACAACCCUCCAGACUGGUUUACCUGCAGGAGAUUAUUGCGACCUAGUCUCAGACUGCCAGAAGAAGAUCACAAUAGAUGGUAGUGGUAACGCCCACAUCGUGAUUGACAACAGUGCAGAACCAAUCAUAGCCUUUAUUGUUGGUGGACCAACAGGUACUACAGGAUCUAUAGAUAUCUCUCCUACGGGAUCUACAGACUUAUCUACCACAUCUACCCCAGGAGCAAUUGUUACACCAGGAAAUGGCACAUGGGCAAGAACAGUGAUUCUGAUAGAGAAAAUGACGAGAAACGGGGAGGAUUUGUUCAUUGAUGGGGGAAUUAGUCAUGAACAUAGACAUGGAUGUACUGAUAAUGCCGACACCAGUCCUUGUGCUAUUCCAAUUAUACACAACAAGGAACCAUCUUUCUACAAGGCCUAUGAUGCCUGGAAACAAGGCGACAAUCACCUGGACUGGUAUGGACCGGAAGUAGGACAGGGCAGUUAUCUAGGCAAACAGCCAACUGGAUCACCGGCCGUAUGGACGACGAAUGACCAAGAAAGACAAGAAUACACUUCACUCAACACAUAUGGUCCUCACUUAUGGUUGUUGGAUGUGAUGAUGGACUAUUCUAAGACAGAGAAUGGUUGGUUUGAGUUUAAGUAUAGAAUAAACAGCUACUGGGAAGGAAGGACACAUGACAAACAUUGUGGGAAUCCUCCCUACCACUCGGACAACCACAUGGCUAAAUGUGGCGCCAAAAAUGUCUUUCACCAAAAUGGACAAUGCGAAAUCACGCCAUUUUAAAAUUUAGGAA